Molecule: messenger RNA, 564 nt
Organism: Prunus mume (Japanese apricot)
Lineage: Eukaryota; Viridiplantae; Streptophyta; Magnoliopsida; Rosales; Rosaceae
Source: RefSeq, a predicted model, not a curated record
UUCAUGCAUCCAUGAUCCAACUCAAGUAACUUAUUAUUUCCUUUCUAUAUAAGGAGACCCUCCAUGCCAAUUAUUUCAACUCAACCUGUCUCAAAUUUUGUUCUCUUGCAAAAGACCUAUCUUAUCAUAAUUUCAAUACAAAUUAAGAGACUUACAUCCCAAGAAAAAGGAAAAUCAAAAUGAUGAGUACAGCAACAGCAAGUAGGGUUUGGGUUGUGGCAGCCACAGUUGGAGUCGUGGAAGUGUUGAAAGACCAAGGGGUGUGCAGAUGGAACUAUCCCAUGAGACUGGUGCACCAGCAAGCCAAGAACCAUCUCAGGUCUUUUUCUCAGGCCAAGAAGCUGUCUUCUUCUUCUUCUGCCAUGGCUUCAAGCAUGAUCAUGAGAGAAGAGAAAAUAAAGCAGUCAGAGGAGUCUAUGAGGAAAGUGAUGUAUCUUAACUCUUGGGGUCCCAACUGACACCAACCAAAUUAAGCUUGGCUUAGCUUAAGGCCAUUGUAAAUUACUUUGAGGCAAAUGCUCUUACAAAUUUAGUAAAAUACAUUGGGCACAUAAGUUUUCCAAA